Messenger RNA from Suricata suricatta (meerkat), 2853 nucleotides. RefSeq names its product CD160 molecule (gene CD160). Gene Ontology annotation, biological process: regulation of adaptive immune response. Gene Ontology annotation, cellular component: plasma membrane. The record is from RefSeq and is a predicted model, not a curated record. NCBI's taxonomy places the organism in Eukaryota, Metazoa, Chordata, Mammalia, Carnivora, Herpestidae. Gene Ontology annotation, molecular function: transmembrane signaling receptor activity.
CCAGCGGCAGGGCAAAAUGGGAAAAUCUGCAUUUAAGAUUAGAACACCUGUGUCCAGAUGCGGCCGCCGUCAUUUCCCAGGGGGAAAGUUGUGUAUGUACUGACAUCGAACGGCCCCCAUAGGACAUACUGGAAAUCAAGGCCAAGGACAUCGUUGGAGCCAACAUUUGCUUUGAGUUUCUGCGGCUGCUGACACUGAGCGGGACACUGAUGGCACCUGGCAGAGGCUGCUUGGUCCUAGCCAUUCUGCUGCCAAUUGUGUGCAUCCCACCUGGUGGGUGCAUGCACAUCUUCAGUUCCUUUCAUGAGGAAGGAAAGCAGUUACACUUGAUCUGUAACUUGCGGCAUUUGAAAGAAGAGGCUGAAGGUGUUACAGUGUUUUUGUGCAAGAACAGGUCUUUGGACUGCUCUCCUGAGACCAGCCUGAUGCCGAGACUUCGAGACCCUGGGGGAGAGGGUGUCAGCAAAAGACCAUCUCAGCUGGUGUUCACCCUAAAUCGUACAACAUCGGACAGUGGGACUUACCAGUGCUGCGCCAGAAGCCAGAAGCCAGACAUCCACCUUCGGGGACGCUUUUUCUCUGUUCUAGUCACAGAGACAGGGAGAUACACAGUCACAGGAUUGAAGCAUACCGAACAUCCCACGUUCACUCACAGUCAAGGUACUCCCGGCUCAGGCUUCCUGCAAAAGGUCUGGCUGAUGCUGGUCACGAGCAUGCUGGCCCUUCGAGGAGUGUUCAGAAGAGCCUUAAGCACCUGCAAUGAGGCGGCUACACCUCUGACAUCUAGAUUAUCCCCCAGGACAUGGGUGGAAGGGUAGCCUAGAGGGGGAGACUGAAAUGCGGCUCAGGCCCUGGCCGUCCACAGGAAACCAUCAAACCAACAACGAGUGCAAAAUGGUCCAAAGGGACCCAAGACUUUAUAUUGACUAGAGGGAGAUGGAUGAAACAGUUUCCACUCGAUCGGAGGUCAGACCUGUUUGCCUGUGGGAGAGGCAAAUAAAUAAAUAAAUACAGCUGUCUCUCCCCACUGGACCAACAGAACGCUACAAGUUAAGGCAACAGGUGACAAAGAAACUGGAACUCAUAAUGAACUUUGCCAUUAUAUUUUUGCAUAAUCAGCAACUGAUGCAGAUUUUGCCUGUCCUUGGCAUUCUUAAUUCCAUUUUAUUCAAGCCUUCCUCUAAUCAAUAACUACCAUAGUUUCUGUGUCACCAGAAUGUCAGCUCUAUAAAUGCAGGGACUUUGCCUCAUUUAUCCCAACAAAGACAGUACCAGGCACAUAGUAAGCUCUUAAUAAAUUUGUUUUAAAAAAAUCUGUAUGAUGGGUUAGGCUUUAUAUACGAAGAUUCUAACCUCAUCCCAUGCUUCUGGGCAAACAUUCCCUGAUUACUAAUCAAGAAACAGGCACAAAGAGACUGUUACUCCAAUUCACAGGAAUUAAUACAGGACCUUCUCACUCUAAAACCAUGUGCCCUCAGUAAUUACCUACUAUAUGCUAAGCACCUUCUCUCUCUCUCUCCUUUACUACCCUCCCCAUUCUGAGGUUGCCUCCUCCCAUUUCCAGAAAGAGGACCACCUAGAAUUCCCUACUCCAGCCCCUUAACUGCAAACCAGCAAAAGACCUUAUCCGUGCUCCUUGGCAAAGUGCUGCCAAAUGUUUAAGCCUGUGACAGCUGUCAAGAGAAAACUGGUGAAUAUCAAGCAGUCUGACUCUUUAGACAGAAUUCUUUCCUGAAUCUAAAUUCUCUCAGAUAGUCAGGUUACUCUGUUAGUAAAAUAACUGUUAUUUCUUCGUAAGUAAAACCUCUGAAAAGUACAUUGCAAUCUAUGACCGCUUACCAUCUUUGACUUCCGUGUUACGCUAGAGCAAAAGAUUUCUCUGCUCUUUUCCCCUUUCCAAUCAGGUGCUAAGAACGAACUGUUGAUAGUUGGUGCCUUUUAUCCUUCUCCCCCAACUCAAAACCUAGAACUACGGGAGAGGUGAUGUUCAGGGGUCACCCUUUUGGACACACAUGUUCUCAGGCCCAGAGAGAUCACGUAGAUGGAGUUAUCAUCUUGCACACGACUGAAAGGAGGAUGAGGGAGCUCCCGGGAUCUCUGGGCCUCCCUCUGCCCAUGAAACCACCUUCAGUGAGUGUCCCUGUCCCAGCGCUGUGCUAGCCUGCAGUGUUACACAUGGAGAAUCCACCUGCAACUUUUUGGGUGGCAUAGAUUUCUUCUCUGAUUGCCCUACUUUCCUGCAAGGAGACACCAAAGGUUGGCUUUCCCAACCCCUUCCUUCCUUCUUUCCUUUCCAUCCAAUCCCUAGUCGCAAGGGCCCAAUGAUGAAUGACAUCAGCUAUCUAAGUUGUUUGGCAGUACCACCAAUUUUCUUUUCUUUCUACAGCCUUGUAAGCCUGUGCCAGAAACUGAAAAAAAUAAUAAAAAUAAAAAGUUACAGCAAGAUUAACCAGACUCUCUCUAGCUUGCUGCCUCUCACAUUACCACAUGCAGAGAAGAAAACAGCAGGGGGAAAGAGAGGCUCAACAUGCCAAGAAUCCGGGGAACCGAAGGUGGGGCAAAUGAACGUAUUCCUUGACCUCCUCUCCUCCCUGCCAGACCAAACCUUUCUUCCCAGUCCUGUCGCCACUUCAAAGAACAGCUGUUACAAAAGUGGCUGGUGUACAGUUCUACUCAAACAUUGGAAAAGUAUGUGUGGUUUUGUGCCCAAGAAAAAUGUUUUCCUCCUCCCUCCAGUGAACAAGUAAACCAAACAAAACGAGAACACCAAGAUUUUUGGAAGGAAUUUUUAUUCAACACUGGAAAGAAGAGCAAAGAAACAGGUGAAGAUAGGCAGGAGAAGAAAGCCAGAGC